Anisakis simplex (herring worm) is the source of this 546-nucleotide messenger RNA. The record is from the annotation of a GenBank genome assembly. NCBI's taxonomy places the organism in Eukaryota, Metazoa, Nematoda, Chromadorea, Rhabditida, Anisakidae.
AUGUUGAUCCGAACGUGGAUCGACCAUGGCCGUAAGAAAAAACUGUGUAACGCUCGACCAGCAUGGCAGUCGAUCGGAUAUCGUUUGAGCACCUAUAAAAGUUCAAUGCAAACGAUCGGCACUGAUCAACUAAUCGAUAUUCUUCAGGUUGAUACUGAAAAUCGCACGGUGACAGUGGAGCCGUGCGUCACAAUUGGGCAACUAUUAGACGCACUCAUUCCGAUGGGUUUCACGCUCCCGUUGGUGCCAACUUUCGACGACUUAACUGUUGGAGGCCUAAUCAAUGGUUGUGGUUUCGGCUCGAGUGGCCGUAAAUAUGGUCUUUUUCAACAUAUUUGUACAUCUUAUGAACUGUUGAUGCCUGACGGGUCUGUGAUUACGGCGAGUCAUAGCCGAAAAUCUGCUCAACCGUCCGAGAAUCACGCUCUCUUUUAUGGUGUACCAUGGUCAUGUGGAUCAUUGGGUUUCAUUGUUUCGGCAACACUGAAGAUCAUUCCAUGCAAGCCGUUCGUUAAACUCACCUAUAUUCCAUGUGACAGCAUUGAA